UGACAGAAAGAGAAGAUGGUCUAGUCAUAUGUCAAGAAAGAAAUAACAUGCAGGAAAGCGAGGGCACUGUAUCGGUAUCCUCUCAGUGUCAGGAGAAAUUAAGAAAGGCCUCCAACACUUUGGGUGGACAUCCAAAGAGAGGAGGUGGAGAACCUUUGGGAGAACGUGGACAAGUAGAGCAAGAUGGGCAGCCAUUGAUAAUUUCAGUCUGCAUUAUAGGAGGGAACUCCUGACUCGAUGAGAUCAAAGCUAAAUAAAUAUAUUACCAAUAUAUUUGAGUUUGAUCCCUUCUCCUGGUCUCAGAGUCACCACUCUAGUGAAGACGGCAACAAACCAGAUGAGUGGCUAACGGCUGACUAUGAAGAAUUAUUGGAAGGAACAGUGGACAGGAAGCAAGAAUCCAGCAGAACGUUCCAACAUGUACAUCUGACCCAGAGCUCAAGCUUCCUUCCACCCUGGGACCUGCGGAUUCUGAUUGGUGAGCAUUCACCUUAUCUUGCUCAGUCACCACACUGCUUGCUGGCCAUCUUCAUACCAACAUCACCAUGUACAUCCUGGCUUCUAAACCUAGCUCUGAGAAUUGUAAUCAAAUCAAUACUACCAUACCUGGAAAGAACAUGUCAAUCAAUUAUGAUUCCAAUCACCAUUGUCCAAAAUACUCCUCCCUGGCUACCACUUCCCACUAGCUCCCAAGCAAAGACAAUAAGGAGAGGCCCCGAAGUAGAGACUUUGGUGAAGGUGACAGUUAUUUUUGUAGCCCAGACCCCUGUUCUGCAAACAAAUCAGCCUAGAGCCCCUUCAGGGAUUGUAGCAAUGUUACAAGGCUAUAGCAGUGUAGUUUUGGGCCUUCGGACUGGAUGCCAGAUACUUUGUGUCAUAUGGUGGGUAUUGUCAGGGCUGACCAGGCUACUCCAGACCAAAGAACUGGGCACCUUGCCUAUGAAUCAGGCACCGUUGGGCGAUGACCCAAAGCUUCUGGUUGCCUUUUGA
This is a messenger RNA of Phascolarctos cinereus (koala), 990 nucleotides long. NCBI's taxonomy places the organism in Eukaryota, Metazoa, Chordata, Mammalia, Diprotodontia, Phascolarctidae. The record is from RefSeq and is a predicted model, not a curated record.